UGCUGCUGCUUUUCCCCGCCUGGCCGGCCGAGCGAGCGAGAGAGCGAGCAAAAGUCAUGCGGGUCAUUCGGUGAGACCGAUUCGGCGGACGACUCGUCGGACACACGGCUGUCUCUGCUGCCGAAACGCCGACAGAGAGAUUGUCGACAAGCAACGAGUGUCACUUCUUGUCACUUCUUGCGUCGAGGCCGGCGCAGGAGGCGCAGCCGUCGUUGCCGUGCUCGCGGCGUGACCUUGCGUGUCCUUGACCAGCGCGCAGGAUGACCCGAGCGGCGGCGGCCUGAGCAGACAGUCCGUCGGCCCCCGUCAAAGGUGAGUCGCGUCCCGCCGCCUCGCGCCAUCGACUACUUCAGAAUGGCCGCGGAGCGGUGCGGCCUUGGCUCCCUGCUGCCGACAGGGUGCAGGGGCCGCGCCGAGACGUUCGCCCGCCGCCUCUCGAACCGCCUCCGCUCCCUCGGUCACGGCAGCGGCCAGUACGAGGAGGACGCGGAUGGCGCGGCCGCGCCCGGUCUUCAGGCCACCGACUCGCCCGAGUUCUGGCAAAUGCGACGCACCGGCAGCAAAGAGGCCCUCGUCGUCUCGCCGCCCGACUCCAACAACACCGACAGGUUCUACGACUUUGACGUCGUCGACCAACAUUCUGGAGCUUCUAGUCCCACCAAUGAGGAGGAAAUAAUCAAUGAGUCUGACGGACUAACGACUGAAUGCGAGUCAGGAUGCGUGCUGGCGUCGCCGACGCAGGCGGACGACGCCGACAGCGAAGAAGACGAGACCUCGGUGUACUUUGAGCCGGCGUGGGGCGAAGUGCUGGCGGACGCGUUCGCCAGUUUGGUGCCGCCGGAAAAGAGACACCAGGAGGUGCUGGUCGGCAGCAGCAAAAAAAGGCAGCCCAAAGAGGAAAAAGAAGCAGAGGAGCAAGAGGCGCCGCUGGACGGCGACAUUGCGGAAAGUGCUAUCAACGGAAGCAGGGUGGGCUGUGCUGCCGAGGAAGAGGACAAAGAGGAGGACGAAGAGUGCAGAUUGCUUGUGAGCCCCGAAUGCAAUCACGUGCAAGAAGCUGAGCAGAACACACCGGAAGAGGGCGAGCUACUAACAUCACCUGCCAGUCCAGAAAACCACCACGAAAUCUCUGCUGAAGAGCGGGAAAUCUUAGAGGAAAAACUGGUGAGAAAACUGGAAGUGAUGACCAACAAGAAAGCGGUGGAGAGUCUGUUGCACGAAGAGACCCUAGUGGGCGAUUCUUUCAACAGCCCGAAGGUGGUGCUGUCCAGAGCCGAGACCCCCGAAGAGUUGGACAAGGAGUGCACCAUUCCCCACGCCUGCCACGACGACACCCUCAACACACCGGACGAGCCCCCCAGACGAGUGCAGCGCUCCUCCAGUUUGAAAACUGGCAAAACCCCUCCCGGUACUCCCGGACGCAAGAAAAUCGUCCGGUUCGCGGACGUGCUCGGACUCGACCUGGCCGACGUGCGGACCUUCAUGGACGAAAUCCCGAAAGUGCCGAGCUGCGCCUACUGGGACCUCCACGACCCCUCCCUCAGCGCCAGACGCGAGGAAGAAGCGCCCAAGGCACCUGAAAAAUGUCUCUUCCCAAUGUUCCAGCAACCGAGCGGGUGUCCGGAUUUCCUGGACAGACUCCGGAGUCAGCGGGUGUGCUUGGAGAACGCCUGUGUUGGCGACACGAUGAGCAUCACCGGCACCGUCCGGGUGCUCAACAUCGAGUUCCACAAGUCCGUCCACGUCCGGUACACCCUGGACAACUGGGACAACUUCGCAGACCUGCAGGCGUCCUAUGUGGCUGGAUCGUCGGACGGAUUUUCGGACAAGUUCUCGUUCAUUUUGUACGCCAACACGCUGGACAUCGGACAGCGAAUCGAGUUCGCCGUGCGGUAUACGACGUGCGGGGACGUCCACUGGGACAACAACAACGGCGCCAACUACGCCUUCCAGUGUCUCACGCCGGUCAACACGGACAGCAGCGACUAUCUCAGGUCGAACCUCGAAGUGCUGGAGACGCCGCCGCCCCCCGAGGACAGCGGUUGGGCCUCCUUCUACUGAUCAUUCAAAUAAAUGUCUCAUCAUAAAAUUUUUGACACCACUCGAAUUUGGCUGUCCGGCCUUUGAGGGGCCGGAACAUGCUUAAAUAUACGAACUGAAACGAGGACAAAGGUCACUGCCGAUCAAAAUGAUUAAAAAUUACCAGGCAGUGUUGGAAAAAAAUGUUCAGAUUUGUUAAUUAGUUGAUUUCAACAGAGCUGUGCUGUGUGUUGAAAUUCCUCGAAAAAUUUCCCAAAAGCUAUCAUUGAGUGUUUUAAGGAGCAGCUCAAAGUCUGAUUGGAUUAUUCGCAAAAUGUUUUAAUGCAAUUUGUGUGAUACGGUUUUUCUCAUCGAGUGCGUGGGCAAAAAUGUUGUCGCCACAAAAUAGCCGAUUUGGUUUUGGCUAAGGUCAUGCGCUCGUGAUUCUGAGCUGGAUCAUAGCCAAUGAGAGAAUUUAGAUUGCGGGACCCAGUUCCUAAUUGUUUCGUUGACCUUGUUCAGUGCAAUAUGUUGCUUUUCAAAUGGAGAAAAUUACACAAAAUCAAAAUAUAUAUUUCCGUUUAGGAUUUUUAUCAACGCAUUAUGUAUAACUUAUAAAAAAUGCAAUACACUGCGCGUUUAGGUAUUAACAUGUCAAUGUUCAUAAUUUUGUAAAUGUCUACCCUUUUAAGUGCUUGCGGAAAAUUGGAUUUGUAAAAUAUUCGGCGGCAAAAAAGCAUGAAAAAUAUCAAUCACAAUGAUUGGCUGGAAAUAAUGAAAAUUUGUUUGAAUUAUCUAUUAAAUUUUAGUGCCACACUGGUAGGACUGAUUAAACUCUAAAUAUCAAACCGCCAUAGCGAAAGAAAGUGAACACAAAAGUAAUAUAAAUUGUAAUAUUUUUAUCUGCUACAGAAGGAAAAGCAAUGCAGAAUAUUGUGUAUUUUCAAAAAUAUGAUAAUUGCUCCCACCAAAUAAUUUUAUCAUCUCAUACCUCUUUUACAAUCAAUCCUGUUCAAGUGGUUUUUUUUUUUUGAAACUUGUAAUCUC
This is a messenger RNA of Neocloeon triangulifer, 3066 nucleotides long. RefSeq names its product glycogen-binding subunit 76A (gene Gbs-76A). Gene Ontology annotation, cellular component: protein phosphatase type 1 complex. Gene Ontology annotation, biological process: regulation of glycogen biosynthetic process. The transcript has 4 exons. Gene Ontology annotation, molecular function: glycogen binding; protein phosphatase 1 binding. The record is from RefSeq and is a predicted model, not a curated record. The coding region runs from base 355 to 2061 and encodes 568 amino acids. Lineage: Eukaryota; Metazoa; Arthropoda; Insecta; Ephemeroptera; Baetidae.